AGGCAUUGCGGUUUCCAAGAUGGCGGAUGUGAAAGUGUCCUAUCUCCGGCAGGAGGAAGCGGAGCGCGGGAAAUGUGACAAUUUAUGUAACAAUUCAUGUAAGGACUGAAAAGUUACAGCAUCCCCCCCACCUCCUCCCCGCCGGAAGUGCCCGCUCGGUGCAGACUGUCGGAGUGUUUGCCUUUUUUCAUUUGAAACGAGAAAAUUGAUCGCAUUUCCCUCCAGGCCAUGAAGCCCGGAGUUGAGGACACGGCACUUGGGCGGCAGCCGCUAGCGGCGGCCUCGGGAAACCGAAAGCGGCGGCUCGAAGCGGCCUUCCCCGGGCCCGGAGGUGGAGAGGAUCCGGACAAGGAGCCCCCGUCCCGGCGAUCAAACACGACGAUGACCCAGGCCCGGCCUGACCAGCAGCGGAUGCCAGCCGCUGAGGAGGGCACCUCUUCUGGGCCAACAAGCCCUGCAGAGACGGGCAUGAGCACCUCCGACCAGAGGGACUCGGAUGGUUUCAGCACUGACGAUGAGUUUCCUCUGGCGUUUCAUCGAAAAUCUGAGGAGCUGUCAGUGUACGAGAAGAAGCGACUGAAAAACAUUCAGGAAAAUGCCCGGUUCUUUGCAUCUUUGAAUAUGCUGCAGACUGCUGAAAAACUCAGAGAAAUCAGUAAAAAGCGGCAAGUAAAAAGACCGAAUGCAUCUAAAAGAAAGAAACUGCAAAGCUCUGUACAGCAGCCUAUAGUUCGCCGAUCGAUGCGUUUACUGAGAUUAGACCCAGGAGGUGCCCCACUCCCAGAAACACCAAUAGAAGUACAAGAGAAGGUGGAAGAGAGGAUUUCUGGACCACUGAAAAUGGUUCGAGAUGAUGAAGAAGACAGCAAAGUAACAGAGAAUCUGAUGAAGACAUGGCUGGAGAUAAGCCAGGGGGAGACGUAUACCGAAGAAAAACAGUCGGUUGAACUAAAAAUGUACAAGUCCAGUUUGCACAGGAUGACCAUGCAAGAAGGUCUUGUUGCUAAAGUGACACCAACCCGGGUCAGCUCGUUGGCCUUUCAUCCCUCUCCAUGCACCUUUCUGGUUGCUGCCGGGAGCACCUAUGGAUACAUUGGACUGUGGGAUCUGAGUUCCCAGGAGGGUACAGUCCAUCAGUUCAAGCCUCACUGCAACACUGUUAACUGUUUGCAUUUUUCACCUUCGAACUCGGCUGAGCUCUUGUCGCUAAGCAAUGAAGGGAGUAUUCGUUGUGGAAAUGUAGCUGCUGCUGUCUUCGAUGAGGUCUAUACAUCCGACACGUGGGAUACAUCUUCCUUUGACUUCUUGGCUGAAGAUGGUUCCAGAUUGAUUGUCAGUCACUGGGAUGGGAAUGUGGCUGUUGUUGACAGACGGACCCCAAGCACUUCAGGGGAACUGAAUGCAUUUCUGGGCGUAAACCAGUUUCGGACAGUCAGUGUUCACCCAGUGCAUCGUCAGUAUUUUGUAGCUGCUGGAACACGAUGUGUAGCUAUCUAUGAUGUUCGGAAUCUAAAAACAUCACCCAAAAAGGCUGUAGCUUCCCUCGAGGAACACACAAAGAAUGUAAACUCUGCCUACUUCUCACCAGUUACUGGUAAUAAUGUGGUGACCGUCUGCAUGGAUGACAGGAUCAGAAUAUUUGACACCAGUGCCAUAAUUCCCAGGAUUCCAGUUGUGACAUCAAUAAUACAUAACAAUUUCACUGGGCGCUGGCUGACUAAAUUCCGGGCAGUGUGGGACCCCAAAAGGGACGACUGCUUCAUUGUGGGUAGUAUGGCCAGGCCGAGGCAGAUUGAAGUGUUCCAUGUUACAGGGUCCAAAGUGCGAGAAUUCAGGGACGCAGAAUGGCUGGGGUCUAUCUGCUCCAUAAAUGUCAUGCACCCGACAAGGAAUAUACUGGUCGGUGGAAACUCCAGUGGACGCCUUCACGUUUUCGUCGAUGGCCCAUUGAGUGGGUAAUAGUGGAACUUCCUACAGAAUCUGAGGACCAAUGCUCAGUCACUGCAACAUUGAAGACAGGAGUCUAACUGGGUUAUGUGCUGUAUGUUGAGGAGAAAAGCCUCUGGAAGUUUGGUGUUUUGUCUGCCCUGUUCAGUAUAAAUUUUAAUUGAUAUAUAAACUGCUUAAGUGAAAUGGUAUACAGUUGAGAUCCAGUAACAUGUACAAACUAGAAAUCACCACAGAUCUGCUGGGUUAAAAGGGUAAAGGCAUGUGCAAUUAGGAGGCACUUUCAAACUGUACUUUUGUCUUAAAAAUCCCCACUGAAUGGAUCAGAACGACCUUUUUUUUUCCUGCUGGAGAGAAGAAAUAUCUCAUGGUAAAUGAGAAAAGUGUCUGUAAUAAAAUUAGAACAAUGUUGGGCUGUAUUAAAAUAUCAUUGAGUAAUUCAGAUUGGAAAUAUGAGUCAAAUAGACAAGGGUGUAGAUCUCAUUUACUGCUGAUGUCAUGUUCUGUGGAACCUGAUCAUUUUGGUAAAUCAGACUCUUAAGAGAUCUGUUCAGAUGAUUCAGGGCAUCUUUACUGAACACUGUUACACUUUCAGAGUUUCCAAAGCAAUCAGGAAAAGAGCUUGACCCCUUCGGAUCAGGACCGUGAGCUAAAAUGUCAGAAUUGGUGCUCACUUCACUUGUAGGAAGUCUGUCUCGACAGAUCCAUCACUGUGCUCCAAAACAAUGUUUACCUGUUGAGGAAGUAUUUUCUGUCUCUCCCACUGCCUCAGAAAACAAAACCGCUGAAAAUGCGAUGAUUUUAUUUCUUCUAUGCCCCAGCAUUGGUGAUAUUAUCCAGUGUAUCUCAGUUGUAAGGUCAAAUAGAGUUCUGCUCAAAAAUAACAGCAACUGAGUUAUUGUCUGUUUGAUUCUGUAUUUUCAGAAAAAAAAUUUAUAGUUACUCAUUCUGAGAUUUUAAUAUUACCCAUUUGAAUUUCUCGUGUAUCUGCCAUCAGUGGUGCCAUUAUUCCCUCUCUCUUUCCUCCUCCCUAAUGACGCUGAUCACUGCUAUAUUUCUUAAUGACAUCCCAGACUUUAGCUCAGAUUCGUGGGAGAAAACGCACACAAAUGCAAGAAAAAUGCAGUGAUCAGCAGGUGGAGCAUGGUUACUCAAGGUCUUGAAAGUGGGUCGUGGAGCAUACGCCUACUGCAGAGCCCACUCAUCAGAAUGUUUAUAUUUUCUUUCUAAAGAGAGUUGAAUCUUAUAGAGACAGUAUAAAUUUUAAUACCCCUCCAGAAUGUAGGAGCAGUGUUUCAUUUAUGAGGCACAGACUUCAAGUAUUCUUAGUGCAGAGCUGUUUUGUAUUUUUAUCAGUAGAGUAGCAGCAAUCUAUUAACAAUUUUAAAGAGAUGUUUCAGAUAAACUUACUUUUUCAUAUAGUUUACAUGCAUUAUUUGAAUGGCUGUCCUGUAAAGUAAUCUUAAACUAAUGUUUAGUGGCAAUGAUUAAUAUUCAAAAGAAUGAAACCGCACUGUGGCUGUUUAAGGAUCUGAAUUCAGUCAUUUUCUUUUGAGAAAAUAAGCAGUGGAAAUCUGUAAACGUGAUCAGAAACUGUCAGAUUAUGAAUAAAACCUCAUCUCGUUUACUUGUUUCCCUUUUCAGGAAAUAAACCUGUCCUUUCUUACCCUUA
Rhincodon typus (whale shark) is the source of this 3619-nucleotide messenger RNA. RefSeq names its product WD repeat domain 76 (gene wdr76). Gene Ontology annotation, biological process: regulation of DNA damage checkpoint. The record is from RefSeq and is a predicted model, not a curated record. Lineage: Eukaryota; Metazoa; Chordata; Chondrichthyes; Orectolobiformes; Rhincodontidae. Gene Ontology annotation, molecular function: DNA binding; protein binding. The coding region runs from base 229 to 1959 and encodes 576 amino acids. Gene Ontology annotation, cellular component: nucleus. The transcript is spliced from 13 exons.